AUGGCGGCCCACGCUGCAAAGAUGGUCGGCGUUUCUGAAGACUCCAGCAGCAGUGAUGAUGAAGCGCUGAGAAGAUGUCAGGAAGCGGUUUGGGACACACAACUUACCAAGAAGAAAGAUGCUGACAGCAAUGUGCAACAGUCCAAACGUAUUGUUGUUGCUGAACAUGAGCAUGAUGGCAACGAGCUGCAAGUCACCCAAGGGUUUCGAACACACGUCGCUAAAAAGUUGGGACAUUUUCUUGACAGUUGCAUUUCAGAGUCACAAACUGAAACUUCGUCUUGUGCGGAAUCAGGAAAAUGUGAUGAUGGUGAUGAUGAAGGAUUUCGUCUGUUUUCUACAUCAAUCCCAGGACAAACAGUUGAGGAGCCUCCACCCCCUGUGCGGCGGAGGCCAAUACCCAGCUCAAGUGACAGCGACAGUGAGAUGGAAUCACGGCUGAGGGAGGCAGCUGUGUCAGUCAAAGAUCUCCUACCCUCACUGCCCUCACCUCCCUCAGCGGAGCCUCCGUGCUCAGAAAAGAAAAAGAAAAAGAAGAAAGUAGCUCAGGAGGAGGAGGAGGAGGAGGAGAGCAAUGUUGUUGUGAAAAAGAAAAAGAAGAAAGUGAUAGAAGGAGGAGAGGAUAGCCACGUUGCUAAGAAGAAAAAGAAAAGGAAACCUAAUGAAGAGGAGAGCGAGGAGGUGGACUUUGCAGGCUCUCCUCCUAAUGCUCAAAGUAACGGUGACCACGAGAACUCGCAGGAACACAACCAAGCCAAAGUAAAACGGAAAAAGAAAAAGAGGCGAGAAGGGAGCACAGAAGAAGAGACAUUGAGCUGAGACUUUUAUGACUCAUCUGUCAUUGUUAGAGGAUGGAUGUCUGUGUCUCACAGCCGCAUUGUGUCACAAACCUUUGAAAU
This is a messenger RNA of Scomber japonicus (chub mackerel), 899 nucleotides long. RefSeq names its product chromosome 9 C12orf43 homolog (gene c9h12orf43). The coding region runs from base 1 to 819 and encodes 272 amino acids. Gene Ontology annotation, biological process: Spemann organizer formation; negative regulation of Wnt signaling pathway; Wnt signaling pathway. The record is from RefSeq and is a predicted model, not a curated record. The transcript has 6 exons. Lineage: Eukaryota; Metazoa; Chordata; Actinopteri; Scombriformes; Scombridae.